Messenger RNA from Sclerotinia borealis F-4128, 849 nucleotides. NCBI's taxonomy places the organism in Eukaryota, Fungi, Ascomycota, Leotiomycetes, Helotiales, Sclerotiniaceae. The record is from the annotation of a GenBank genome assembly.
AUGGCGGUGAACUGUGCCACGCUUAAUCAUUGUACUUACAAUUCCUUUACAGGAUCCUUGAUUUAUCCAAGUUCCAUCCCAAAUGCGGCCCGCACCGAAGUCCCACGACCCUCACAAUUUGGCAUAUCGGAUUUCGAGGAGUUGAUGAUCCCUACGCCUGAUGGCGAAAACCUUUCAGCCUUCUAUAUUCGAGCACCCAAAACAAGGUCGAGAAAGAAUGUCACAAUACUCAUGUUUCAUGGCAAUGCCGGAAAUAUCGGUCAUCGCAUACCCAUCGCGAGAAGAUUCAUAAACAUUGUAGGAUGUAGUGUUUUGAUGCUGGAAUAUCGGGGUUAUGGCCUCUCUACUGGAUCACCGGAUGAGAAAGGUCUCAUGAUAGAUGCGCAGACUGGUUUUGACUAUCUUCGAAAAAGAGCAGAGACGAGGGAUAAUGAUAUCGUAAUCUAUGGACAGAGUCUUGGAGGUGCGGUAUCGAUACAACUAGUGGCUAAAAAUCAGAACGAAAAAAGAUUAGUGGGUCUAAUUUUGGAAAAUACUUUUCUAUCCAUGAGAAAGUUAAUUCCUUCUGUCAUUCCACCUGCCAGAUAUCUUACCUAUCUAUGCCAUCAAAUCUGGCCAUCAGAUACAUACCUCCCUACCAUUACCGAAGUUCCCAUUCUCUUCAUUAGCGGUCUCCUGGAUGAGAUUGUACCUCCUAGCCAUAUGCGCCGCCUCUUCGAGAUCUGCCAAUCCCCUACUAAAAUCUGGAAACCUCUCCCUGGUGGUGACCACAAUUCAAGCGUCGUCGAAAUUGGAUAUUUCGAUGCAGUAGCCGAUUUCGUCGAUAACCUAGAUACUAAACACGGUUAG